ACUGUUUUGUCGUUCGCAGUCGCCCCCCUUCCCCCAUUUUUCUAUCCACCCAAAAUCAAAGAGCAGGGAGAGAGGCGCAGGCUUGGUGGGUGGAUGGAUGGAGAUGGUUGCUUCUCCAUCCCCGUCUUCACCCUCAGCCUUCCCCUGAAAUUCCAUGGCUCCUUCUCGUUUCAUUGAAUUAACGAUGAUGCCCGCUACGAUGACGAAGCAUCUCUCUCUCCUCUCUCCUCCCCCUCCCCCUCCCCCUCCCCCUCCUCCUCUCCAUUCGUUUCCUCCUCUCUCCUCUCUCCUGCUCCCUUCCCCUUUGCCUUUAUUCCCUCGUCCUCCUUCCCUUCGCUCUGCCGCCACUAUUACUCGCCCACCCGACAAACAUCUUCAGGUUGCUUUCAUGUCCGCUUUUAACGCCCCCCCGCCACAUGGGUUUUCCCCAUCCUCCUGCUCUUGCUUUCGCGCCGACAGAGAACGCCCAUCGGAUUUCGCUGCUGAAGACGGCGACGGAGAUGAAGACGACGAUGAAGAGGAAGGAGACUUGGCUUUCCAUGUCAGGGACGGCAGCACCAGCGCGGCUCCCUCUGCCCUGCCCGACAGAUGGGAUGUCCUGGGCCUUGGCCAAGCCAUGGUGGAUUUUUCGGGAAUGGUGGAUGAUGAUUUCUUAGAGAGAUUAGGAUUGGUAAAGGGUACCCGAAAGCUGGUGAACCACGAGGAGCGAGGCGGAGUGUUGCGCGCCAUGGAUGGCUGCACUUACAAAGCCGCCGCCGGUGGCUCUCUCUCCAAUAGUUUGGUCGCACUCUCGAGGCUCGGCACUCGGCCCAUUGGAGGUCCUCCCUUGAGCAUUGCUAUGGCCGGUAGUGUGGGGGGUGACCCUUUGGGUGGAUUUUACAGGGCAAAAUUGCGUCGCGCAAAUGUUAACUUUCUAUCUGCACCUGUAAAUGAUGGGACAACAGGGACAGUGAUCGUUCUCACAACUCCCGAUGCUCAGCGGACUAUGCUUGCAUAUCAAGGCAUGUCGUCCUCUGUUAACUAUGAUUCAUCCCUGGCUGGCAUGGUUUCCAAAACAAAUGUCCUCAUUGUUGAAGGUUAUUUAUUUGAAUUUCCUGAUACCAUCAAAACCAUAGUAAAAGCAUGUGAAGAAGCACGCAGGAGUGGUGCUUUAGUUGCGAUAACUGCCUCUGAUGUAUCAUGCAUCGAGAAUCACUACGAUGAUUUCUGGGAAGUUGUUGGAGAGUAUGCAGAUAUCGUGUUUGCAAAUAGUGAAGAAGCUCGAGCUUUUUGUCACUUUUCCUCAAAGGAAAGUCCUGUCUCAGCUACGCGGUACCUGAGCCAUUUUGUCCGACUAGUCUCGGUUACAGACGGCCCCCGGGGCUCUUAUUUCGGUGUGAAGGGAGAAGCUAUCUAUAUCCCUCCUUCACCGUGCAUCCCGGUGGAUACUUGUGGAGCUGGGGACGCAUACGCCUCGGGCGUCUUGUAUGGGAUUUUGCGGGGUGCAUGUGAUCUGAAAGGUAUUGGCGCCUUAGCUGCUAGGGUUGCAUCGACAGUCAUCGGGCAACAGGGCACCCGGCUUAGGGUCCAAGAUGCUGCUGAGUUGGCGGAUUCUUUUGCGUUUAAUGUCGAGAAUUCUGGGAUCCUGUCGGAUGUUGGUUCUGAUCAUGUUUCUAGCUUGUAACCUGGUGCCUGAGUCCCAUUUUCUUGAUCAUCUUUCCCAAUGUCAAUGGGAUCUGUCAUUGUCGAUAGCAAUGUAUUCACGUGGAUUAGGACAUUCUUUUGAUAUAUAUAUAAGUGUAGAUUUUGUU
Messenger RNA from Rhodamnia argentea, 1790 nucleotides. RefSeq lists its product as uncharacterized. The transcript is spliced from 5 exons. The record is from RefSeq and is a predicted model, not a curated record. Gene Ontology annotation, molecular function: kinase activity. Lineage: Eukaryota; Viridiplantae; Streptophyta; Magnoliopsida; Myrtales; Myrtaceae. Bases 155 to 1663 code for a protein of 502 amino acids.